CUGGACCCGUGCCUGCUGACGCGUCAACAGCGGCGACUGUGCGUGCGUGCGUGUGCGCGACUGCGUGUGCUUGCGGCGAAAUUGCGGGCCCCAUGCUGCAACAGUGUGCGGCCGAGCUGCGCGCGCCUCAUACACACCGUGCUAUUCUUGCGCUGCAGCCUUCCGUCGCCUGCGCAACAAUCUUCUGCGACUGUGGCUAGCGACCCGCUGGUUGCCUCCCGGCACCUGUCACCGCGCCAACAAGUCUGCGCGAGCCGAGGAACAUCUUUAGUUGAGGCUAGAGGCGCGGCCUCCGAUGAGCACACUGCUGGCGAGCGUCCUGCUGCUGCUGUCCACGGUCGCGGCUGCUCAGAAGUGCCCUACGGACUGCGAGUGCGGGCCCGGCGGGCUGCGCGUCGACUGUCCCCACCUGUCGGCCAUCCCCGCCGAGCUGCCGGAGGGCGCGCUGCUGGUGAACGUGUCUGGCUGCGGGGGCGAGGGCGGGGGCGGCGCCGGCCUGCAGGCGCUGCUGCCCGGUGCGCCCGCCGCCGCCGCCGUGCGCGUGCUCUACCUGCAGGGCUGCCACCUCGAUGCCGUGCCCGAGCAAGCCUUCCACGCCUGGCACCAGCUAUGGUGGCUGUCUCUUGCUCGAAACUCAAUCCAACGUAUUGAUGAACGUGCUUUCAUUGGAGCAUUAAGACUUGAAUCUCUAACGUUGAGCGAUAAUCCCCUGGGUCCGUAUCCACCAAGACUGGAAGACAUACCCAGCCUCCGUGUUAUGCAGCUGCAGCGAUGUAACAUUUCAGAGAUCCCUGUACCAGACUCAUUUCUGGGUGACUGCUGUCCCCUGAUGACUGAACUCUGGUUGUCAUACAAUCUAAUCAGUCAUAUACCAAAUGGAUCAUUCACAGAGCUUCCAGGGUUACAGUACCUCUAUCUUUCCAACAACAGGCUUAUCAACAUUGAAAGUGGUGCACUCAAUCCAUUGAACCAGUUGCUUGUGCUUGACCUCUCAAGUAAUCUGCUACAGGAACUCAAUGUUGACCUAUUUGUUCAACAAACCAGUUUAGAUGUGUUAUAUCUCUCUCACAACAGACUUGAAAGUCUUGAGAUAGGUAUCUUCAGUCCACUUAUGAAUUUACGUGUUCUUCACUUAGAUCAUAAUAAAAUAAGAGAGAUCAAUCCGGGGCUCUUUACUGGAUUGGGUGGUCUAAAGAAGCUCUACCUGGAGAAUAAUGAUGUAGAAGACGUAUCAUUUACAUCUUUUGAAGAACUGAGUAAUCUCACUCAUCUGUACCUGGCAAACAAUGCAUUCCCAGUGCUCAGUGUAUGUUCCCUGCGUGGUUUAGUGCAAUUACAGUACCUGAGACUUUUUGGUGGGCUGCUGCAGUCUGACUGCAAUCUUUGGAACCUGCACCGAUGGACAUCAGACCGCGGAAUUAACCUCCUGGCACCCUCCGUGACUGACGUGACGCAGACAUGUAACAUUACCGUGUGCCCAAUGCCUGAAGAACUACAUGAAACCUUCUUUGACUGGCAGUCCACUGUUGGUCUAACUCUUUUGAUCGGAGUUCCCCUAGCAGUGAUCGCAAUUGCAGCAGCUGCCACAGUAGCUUGUUGCCGCAGAAGGAACUGUAAACGAACGGGACCGGCCCGCUACACCAGUCCUGAUGCAGGUUAUGACACAGUUGCAGAAUCUAGCCGUAGUACGACAGAGACAGAUGCCACAAUUAUUAGAACUAUUGGGCCGAGGUACGGUCGUGAAUUUUGUGGCAGUGGUAGUGUUUCUUACCCUGGACCGGCUGCAGGGGUGGCAGUGGCUGCAUACAGCACUUCUGAGGAUGAAGAAGAGGCUCUGCUUACCCACAGGCAGAGGCACCGGCCGCCACAGCACGCUUCCCUAAGGGUCCCCAGGCCUGGUGCAAGACGAGUGCUGCCAAGGCCUGCCUCAUUGCAGGCGGCACCCCCCAACUACCACCUGUCUGACACAGAGCCUCAGUCAUCAACUUUGUCAGACUGCUCUGACUCGGGGAACUAUGAAAUGAGUGGAAUUGCCACAGCUGCUCCAGCUCUUCCACUGCAGCUACCACCGAGGCUGCCUCCGCGACCCCCACCACGAUCAGCUACGACUGUUACUGUAGGUGCUCCAGGAAUGAUCUAUGAAGAUGAUGAGAGGCGAGGCCUUGUUGUGUGACUGCAGCUUUGCUGUAUUACUUGUUUUGCUAACUGCCCUCUCCUCAGAUUGUUUGAAGCAUGUUCACAAUUUGCUGAAGCAAUUUCAGUGUUCCAUUUCAGCUCUUAUCCCAUAUUGAUUAUCAGAAUUUCCCAGAUAAACUUCUUAUAGUUAUCAGUUAAUGGAGUAUUAAUUUAUUUUAACAAAGUUGCAUAUUUUUCUGCGAAUUUGAGUGUUAAGUGUUUUAAGUUUUUGCUCCUAAUGCUUCCUUACUUGUUGUGAGAUGAAUGUUUGUGAAGUGAAAGAAGAUACUUAUUUCAGUGGCCAUUUUGUGAUAGUGUCAGUGCUGAUGAAACUGCUUUUAUCCUUACUGGUCUAUGCAUAUUUCUUCUCUAUUGUGAUGAAUGAAAUUUUUAAAUUCACAUUGUCGCUGUAUGUGUUCGUCAGUGAUUCUUUAUGAGGGUUUCUUCCAUAUGUGAAUGUUUAAUAUAUCUUUACAGAUGUAAAUAAACUUAUCCUUCCAGUUCCUGCUCAAUUAAUGACAGUGUGAUGAAUUCAAAUGUUAAAAUAAUUUUAUCUCUUUUUGUGCAGUAAAUUUUAAAAUAAAGAUUAUUGUUGUAUUUAGAGUGCAAUAUUUUGAUGUUAUUGCUGUAUAUAACAUGGUCUAAUAAGUACCAAGUUCAAGAUGAAGAAAUUUUAUCAUUUUGAAUUUGUUCUGAACUGUAACAAGUUGUCUUGAUCAUAGGAAUAUAGUGGGUUGCAUCAAUGAAGAUGUGUAAUGAUUUCAAUUCACAAUAAGUAUUUGCUAAAAGUAAUUUCUUUGCAACUCCUGUGAUCUACAGAAAAAAAAAUAUUUGAAUGUGACAAAAUCAACAGCUAACCCUGUGCAGGGCUGUGUCAUCAGUGGCCAUGUUUACAGGCAUUUGCUAUGUUUUGUUAAAGAUUUUUACCACAUAUUUUUGUGAUAUAUUUACAAUGACAGUUUUAAAAAAGUUAGAGGAGGUGAUGAGCAUCGGUAAUUGCCAGCAGGUCAUGAGCAUUGUCUGUUUUUAGUUAUCUGAAAACAUUAGAUUGUGUAAAAUUGGUCUUAGUAGUGGUUAUUUGUUUAGGAACGUCUGAUUGCUGAGACGAAUUAGUUUAUAUCUUUGUAGGAUUAGUAAUAUACCAAAUAUUUUAGGUACCCAGUUGUUAGCAGAUAAGACUGAAGAGAUGAGGUGUGCCUGUAGACUUUACUUUGCUUGCCAUUAGUAACACAGUUCUUUUAAUUGAAGAAUCUUGUAAAUAUAGGCACAGACAACUUAUGUAUCCCUGUUGAAUGAAGCUGUCUGUUUUGCCUGCAGUCAGGUGUUUUAUUUAACUGUUAACAUAUUUUCCCUUUUGUCACUGGGUAUGACUUUGCAUAAACAAAUGUAAAUACUUUUCCUGAUGCUGAAUUUGUUGUUCUGUAACAGUAUUUCUUGUAUUGUACAAUUCUGAAGUGCCCUUAUUGUUAGAUUCUUCCUGCCAAACAAUGCGUUUACUAUACAUUUAGAUUGUUGAAGUAUACUGUUGUUGAAUGUGGGAUAUUUUACAAUGUGAUUUUUAUAGUGCCGAAGGGUCUCGAAGUGCAGUGUAUCUCAAUGUACUGAUGGAACUGUGUGCAACAUUUUAACUCAACUUAAAUGUAAGUUAUUGCCUGUUGUGACUUUAAUUUUUGUGUCAGUGACUGAUAACUUUUAAGGUUACUUUCCAUUUUACAAUUUUAAGUGAUAGAUGUGAUAUUAGUUGCUUCUCAUCUGACAGAGAGGCCUUCCUACAAAAUUGUUUUUUAUUCAUAAAGUUUAUUAAUUCUAGUGUUCAAUAUAACAUAUGUUAACUACUUCAAAAUAGAUCUCUAUGGAUCUUCUCUACAUAUUAUUUCUUGUACAAUAUGUGUGUUAUCCAUUUCUAUGUGAAACUGGACUAUUAAUUAUGAAAAUGUAAUUUAUUUUUUAGAUUUGCUAAAAAUUCAGUGUUUCCUUUUUCUGCAGUUUUCGGCAAAGGUAUUUGCUAUGACUGUGAAACAAGCUAAACAAAGAAUUGGCUUGUAUUUCAAGUUCCAUAACCAAUGUCUACAGUAAAUUAUUGCUAUUAAUUUUUCAUACAUGAAAAGAGCAUUGUGAUAUUUUUGGGUCAAACAUUUAUACAGCAGCGCUAUAUGUGAGUGAAAACAAACGACAGUAUAAUUGCAAAGUUUUUCAUAAUGAGAGAGAAUUUCUUUGUUAUUUAACAACUCCAGCUAUAUCAUAUUCUGUUACUGGUUUGACUCAGUAUUACAUUUUAGCAAAUUUUGCUAUAGAAAAUUUGUUAACAAAUAGCCCAUUUGCAUAAGUACCUGUAGAAAGAAAUGUUACUUCUUCCAUAUGUAAUCUAUUUAGGAAAGUAGUUGGUUUUAGAACAUUUGGUAAAUCAUAGAAUUUGUUUGAAUUUUACAGUUCCUAUACUCAUUUAGAAGUAAAAGAAUUUAGAAGCAGUUUUACAUGUUUUUAAUAUGGAUCAGUACUAAAGAAAGAUGAUAGAACUUUGCUCAGAAAGACAAGGCUAUGCAGUGUAGUCUGCGCUGUGAGAAGGUGAUAAUUUUACUCUUUUCAAAUAUUAAUACAAAAGCAAUAAAGAUUUUAAUGUAAAA
Molecule: messenger RNA, 4799 nt
Organism: Schistocerca serialis cubense
Lineage: Eukaryota; Metazoa; Arthropoda; Insecta; Orthoptera; Acrididae
Product: leucine-rich repeat-containing protein 15-like
Exons: 6
Coding region: 296-2173 (625 amino acids)
Cellular component (GO): extracellular matrix; plasma membrane
Molecular function (GO): protein binding
Source: RefSeq, a predicted model, not a curated record